GCCGGCGAUUGGUGUCCUGUCUCCUCUCCUUAUUGACGGCUACGACGGAAGAUGACAGGCUGUGAAGUCAGGCAGACCACCUCCAGACAGAGCAUUUGCUGAGUCAUGGGUGCGAUACGAACGACACUCCUUGUCUGUUUGCUCGGGUCGGCUAUCUACGUGUACCUCGAACCCAUCCCUGAUGCCAUUGAGAUACCGUGGAAGUUGAAGUUCUUGACUCACGUCGCUCGAAUAAAUAUGCGCCUGACGUCCAUCAUUCCGGAAGGUUUGAGCGCAUGGGUCGGUUCUGUAAUUUUAGAAACCGGUAAGUCCACUGGCCCAAACGUAUUCUACGAGGACACGACCUAUGGUGGUGUACCUGUGCGGGUCUUCAACAACAAACAAGACGGGGAGAAAGCCGCCAAACGCCCGGCGAUCCUUUACUACCACGGAGGGGGAUGGACUUUCGGAAGCAUAGAUAUGUACCAUCCUCUGACUGCUGAAAUAGCGAAGGAAACGGGCUCGGUAGUCAUUUCUGUUGAGUACCGGUUGGCACCAGAGCACAUAUUCCCUGCAGCCAUUGAUGACUGCACAGCAGCAACUGUCGGGUUCCUACAGCAUCUUGAAGACUUCAACGUCGACCCAACCAGAGUGGCCAUUAUGGGAGACAGUGCAGGCGGAAAUCUAGCUGCUGCCGUCGCUCAGAGGUUGACCUUUAUGCCACAGUACAAGGACCUGCCGAAGCUGAGGAUGCAGGUUCUGAUUUAUCCUUGUCUCCAAGCCUUUGACUUCCAGACACCUUCCUACCAGCAAAACGGAGACUACUUCACCGUUAUGCUUGAUAAAAUCAUGAUGGCAGAUUUCUGGGCGGUGUAUCUCAACAACAGACCUUCCUUGAAGAUUCCGAUGUCUGCAAACCGACACACUUCGGCGAAGAUGAAGGGGUCCUCCUUAGUCAAAAAAUGCCUGUCGCACGAUCUCAUUCCAGAUGAGUUCAAGCAGACAGGUUAUGAUACACCUUGGACCGACUUUGGAGACAAAGGCAUCUACGACGAGAUCAAAGGAGUUCUCCUGAAUCCAGAUUUCGCUCCUCUCAUGCGAGAAGACCUGAAAGGACUCCCAGAGGCGUACAUCCUGACGGCAGAGUAUGACGUCUUGAGGGAUGACGGCAUCAUUUACGCAAAGCGACUGGAGAAGGCUGGAGUACCGGUCACUUGGAAGCACUACAAGAAGGGAUUCCACGGGAUGUUUUGCCAAAAGGACGGGCCAUUUGCGUCGCCAUCAGGGGGGUGUGCUACGGCAGAUUUCUAUGAAUUCACCAAAAAAUAUCUGUGAACCUUCGGGUCACGUAAAUCAAAUGGAGGUAUUUUGGGCUAGAGCAAAUAAGUCCCAUGGUAAUGAAAUAAGAGCGAUAUUCAAACAAAUCUGUAGGCUGAAAGAUGUAUGCAAAAUUUCGAUUAAACUGCUUUGUCUAUAUUCGCUUAUACCUAAGCAGGAACGUUGUUGAAAUAUAAGUAUAAAACUAUACGUUAGUGACGAGAGUAAUUGAGCCAGCUAGGUCACAAAUGGAGAAUAAAAAGUCACAGAUGGUUGACAAAAGGGU
Acanthaster planci (crown-of-thorns starfish) is the source of this 1582-nucleotide messenger RNA. RefSeq names its product neutral cholesterol ester hydrolase 1-like. NCBI's taxonomy places the organism in Eukaryota, Metazoa, Echinodermata, Asteroidea, Valvatida, Acanthasteridae. Gene Ontology annotation, molecular function: carboxylic ester hydrolase activity. Gene Ontology annotation, cellular component: membrane. The record is from RefSeq and is a predicted model, not a curated record.